Penicillium chermesinum is the source of this 1167-nucleotide messenger RNA. RefSeq names its product mitochondrial 37S ribosomal protein mS35. Bases 1 to 1167 code for a protein of 388 amino acids. Gene Ontology annotation, molecular function: structural constituent of ribosome. NCBI's taxonomy places the organism in Eukaryota, Fungi, Ascomycota, Eurotiomycetes, Eurotiales, Aspergillaceae. Gene Ontology annotation, biological process: mitochondrial translation. The transcript has 2 exons. Gene Ontology annotation, cellular component: mitochondrial small ribosomal subunit. The record is from RefSeq and is a predicted model, not a curated record.
AUGGCCUCAACAACCAGGUCUUUGGCUCGCUCUUCGAGGCUUUGGGCCCAUUAUGGGCUGAGCCUACAACCUACCCGGUCCUUCUCGGUCUCCCCUUUUCGAUUCGUCCAAGAGGACCCUGUGAUGCCUCCGCCGCCGAGGAUGCCACGCGCUCAGGACUAUCCGUCAAUGCCUGAAUAUUCUCCUGACCUACUCAGUAAAGAAGACCGAUCCAUGUACGACAUGCUUUCUCCCGAGGAGAGGGAGGCAUUUGAUGCCGAGAACCGCCGCAUGGUAGAGGAAUUCAACGACAUGGACUUGCGCGCGGAGGUGUUUGCCGAGCUCGAUAGGCAGGUCAAUCAGAUCGACAAGCAAGAAGAUAUCCGCUUCGUGGACAUUCGGGAUAAAGCGUCCAAAGGUUUCUGGGGUGACGAUGAAGAGGACGAAUUCGCCCAAGUGGAGGACGGCGACGAGGAAAUCAACGACGACGAAAUUACCUCCAUGGCCCACGCCGAGCUGGAGUUCCAUCGCGAAAUGAGAGAAUACGCACGUAUCACAGCAUGGGAUAUGCCAAUGCUCAGCAAGCUGGCAAAACCCUUCACCCUGCCUCCCGAAACUCAUAUUUUGCGAUUCCGAUACACUACCUACAUGGGUGAAAAACACCCGGCCGAACCCAAAGUUGUGGUCGAGCUCGCUUCCAAGGAUUUAACACCCAAGUAUCUCACCGAAGCUCAGCGCCAAACCUUCUUGAAGUUGGUUGGCACCCGCUACAACCCCCAAACAGAUAUUGUGCGCAUGUCAUGCGAACAAUUUGGCUCUAGUGCUCAAAACAAGCGGUACCUGGCCGACAUCGUAAACUCGCUCAUUAAAGAAGCCAAGGAGGGUGAUGCAUUCGCCGAUGUCCCCUUGGAUCUCCGCCACUUCAAACCGAAGAGCAGCCCCAAAUUCCCCGAAUCCUGGAAGAUGACGGAGGAGCGCCGCAAGCAACUUGCCGCUCGUCGCGAAGAGAGAUACAACGCUGAACGGGAGCGUGCGGCCACUGUUGACGGAGACAAGAUCGUCCGACAGGCCUCUAUCGCCCUUCCGGAGCUCAACCCCGCCCUGAAGGCCCGGGCUACGGAAGAGCGAGAGCGCGUGGCUGUUAAGGCUGGCGCUCGUAGUAAGCGGCCUGCGCCUCUUCGUCGCUAA